This is a messenger RNA of Aspergillus melleus, 1058 nucleotides long. RefSeq lists its product as uncharacterized. Gene Ontology annotation, biological process: formaldehyde catabolic process. Gene Ontology annotation, molecular function: zinc ion binding; S-(hydroxymethyl)glutathione dehydrogenase [NAD(P)+] activity. The record is from RefSeq and is a predicted model, not a curated record. Gene Ontology annotation, cellular component: cytosol. The transcript has 3 exons. NCBI's taxonomy places the organism in Eukaryota, Fungi, Ascomycota, Eurotiomycetes, Eurotiales, Aspergillaceae. The coding region runs from base 252 to 854 and encodes 200 amino acids.
UGAGGAAGUGAGACAGUUCAAUAAGAGGAGUAGCCCUGGAGACAUCCCCACCGGACUCACGGUAAAAGAAUGCCAGCUGCCCUGCCUUAUUUUUUGCGACUCUACGGCAUCGAUCAACGCUACAAUGGGUACAAUCUGGAACGUGGAGAUUGCAAAACCUUGCAACUCGGCCUUUGAGGGAAGAGGAAGUGCUUGUCGAGAUUGUGGCCUCCGGAAUUUGUCAAACAGAUCUACACCUUGCGGCGCGGAAAAUGGCCCUGGGGUCCAUCACCCUCGCGUUAUGGGACAUGAAGAUGCUGGGCCAUCGAUUUCGAGGUCGAGUCCGACCAUUCCGUCUUCAAGGAGGCAUCCUCGACGGGGAACAUCUCGACAUCUAUGGUCAGUUCUUCGGUCAAUCAAGCUUCUCCAGCUGGUGUAUCGUGCGAGAAGACUCGGUAACCAACGUGUCCGGCAGAAUUGAGACAAAAGAGGAGCUGCAUUUACUGUCGCCGCUGGGCUGUGGAAUCCAGACCGGCAGCGGCGCAAUCAUCCAUGUAGCUAAAGUGGGGGUCAAUGAUUGCGUCGCCGUCAUUGGGCUGGGCGAAGUUGGUCUAAGUGCCGUCAUGGGAGCUAGGACUGUAGGCUGUGCUCAUAUCAUUGGUAUCGAUCGACACCAGUCUCGCCUGGAGCUUGCAAGGGAGCUCGGAGCAACGCAGGUCAUAUCAACUGAGAGCAUGUCCGACCUGCAGGCGGCGACGGAGCCCGUCUUCAAGGCGACAGAUCACUUGGGAGCAAACGUCACUCUGGAUACGACCGGGGUCCCGGCGUUAAUCGCGGAGACUGUGAAAAUGUCUACAGGUUGGGACCGCCCCUGACACGGCCACGGUGACCAUUCACACCCACGAGUUUAUGGUGGCGGGGAAAAAGAUUCACUGGAGUGAUGGAGGGCGACGUGCAGCCACAGGAGUACAGUACAUUCCCCGACUAAUCAAUUGGGUCAAAGACGGUCGCCGACCUUUGCAGAAAAGCAUGAAAUUCUACGAAACUGCUGACUUCGACAAGGCCAUCCGCAAUAUGCA